This is a messenger RNA of Aspergillus thermomutatus, 2073 nucleotides long. Its product is annotated as N(6)-L-threonylcarbamoyladenine synthase family protein. Lineage: Eukaryota; Fungi; Ascomycota; Eurotiomycetes; Eurotiales; Aspergillaceae. Gene Ontology annotation, cellular component: mitochondrion. The record is from RefSeq and is a predicted model, not a curated record. The transcript has 5 exons. The coding region runs from base 1 to 2073 and encodes 690 amino acids. Gene Ontology annotation, biological process: mitochondrial tRNA threonylcarbamoyladenosine modification.
AUGUAUACAAGACCCAAGCUAUCUGUGGUCACUUCGACCGCGCAGACUCUUUCUCGUCCUUCAUUAUCGCUGAAGUCUCCUGGUCCUUUCCCCCGCACACCAAUCUCGCCGGUUCCCCCGAGCCCGGGUGCAAAGCGCUUCUCGACUAUUCAAGCGCCAUCAUACAAUUACACCAAUUCGUGUAAAUCAAAGAGCAUCCUCAAGAAGCAGCCAAUGGUCGGUGCAACCAGCCACGCGGACAAGCGAAUCCAGUUCCAUGGUACUCCUACCGUACACUGCGUGACGCCAAUCGAGAACCCCGAGGAGUAUUACGGCACCUACACGAAACUGUCAAAAGAAGAGCGACGCUGGAUGAACUGUCAAAUCCCACACCCCAGGGUCGAGAGCUGGGUUCGUGGAGACGGCAUGUUUUUGGGCAUCUGCGCCCGGCUCCGACUUCUGGGAUUAGUCGCGAGAAUCCCUGAAAUUGCGGUGCAACGCUUGGAUUUCGAUGAUUGUCACUCAGAUGACAUCAGUGAGAGAGGCAACCGUGAAACAAAUCGAGGACUGCUUACCCUCGCCAUUGAAACGUCAUGCGACGAUACGUCAGUUGCGAUUGUCGAGAAAAAUGAUCGACCCCGAGAUGAUUCUGCGAGAAUUCAUUUCCUCGAGAAUGUAACGGCAGAUACCAGGAAAUAUCGAGGCAUUCACCCAAUGGUAGCACUUGAAUCGCAUCAAGAGAAUCUGGCCAAACUCGUCAAUAAGGCGCUCCAGCACUUACCCCCGGUAUCAGAAGAUGGCGAGGAUACAUCAAAAUGGAUAAGACUAUCAGAUGGCUCUCAACGUCGCAAGCCGGAUUUCAUAUCCGCCACCCGCGGGCCUGGGAUGCGCGCGAACCUCUUCACCGGACUUGACACAGGCAAAGGCCUGUCCGUCGCAUGGCAGAUCCCCUUUAUCGGCGUCCAUCAUAUGCAAGCUCACCUUCUGACUCCUCGACUUGUUUCCGCGAUGAGCCGAGCGCAACAUGACAGCGAUGUCACCUCUUCCAACCCACCUGUAGCCCCCGAGUUUCCCUUCCUGUCUAUACUUGUCUCCGGUGGCCAUUCAAUGCUUGUCGAGUCCACUUCAAUCACAGACCAUACUAUAAUUGCCUCGACUGCGGAUGUCGCGAUCGGCGACUCUCUCGAUAAAGCAGCGCGAGAGAUUCUCCCAACCUCUGUCCUCGACGAAGCCAAAACUACAAUGUACGGCAAACUGCUGGAACAGUUUGCCUUUCCGGGCGGCAGUGCAGACUGGGGCAGCUACUGCGCUCCCAAGACCCGAGGUCAGGAGCUGGUCAAGCAGCCAAGUCCGUGGGGCUGGACCCUCACGUCUCCCUUCGCCAAUACCCGGCAGCUGCAGUUCAGCUUCUCGUUUUUACCGAGCAUGAUCACGAAACUGAUGGAAGCGAAGAAGACGGCGGGUGAGGAUGUCUCGGAUGAGGAGCGAGUUUCUCUGGCCCGUGAGUCCAUGCGCGUCUGCUUCGAGCAUCUUGGUUCGCGUACGAUCAUCGCUCUUGAGGAGCUGCAGCAGAAAGCGCGGAACAAGGGCGUCCCAGAGGUCAAAACUCUCGUUGUCAGUGGUGGGGUUGCGGCUAAUAGGUUUCUGAUGGCUGUGCUGCGGUCGUUCCUUGAUGUCCGCGGGUUCGGACAUGUUGAGAUUGUUGCGCCGCCGCCGUAUUUGUGUACGGACAAUGCGGCCAUGAUUGGGUGGGCUGGGAUUGAGAUGUUCGAGGCUGGCUUCAGCACGGAUCUCGGUGGUAGGGCUCUUCGGAAGUGGGCUCUUGAUCCGCGCGCUGAGGAUGGCGGUCUUUUGGGCGCUGACUGCUGGAUGAUAAAGGAUUAUGGUACUACCAGAUUCCUAACGCAUACCCCGAGUUCGCUCGCAGCAUCAACCACACUGACCAGCGCGCCCAGUCUGGUUAUACUCAGCAAACGCCAGCAGCCAGCAUGUCCUCAAUUCUUCCUCCUGGAAUCCAAGGCCCCUGAAGCCUUGCUUCAGACUCGGCUUGACAACGGUACCACCCCGUAUGGUUCAUCUUCGCCUGAGAGCUAA